This is a messenger RNA of Capsicum annuum, 1187 nucleotides long. RefSeq names its product LIM domain-containing protein PLIM2c-like. Gene Ontology annotation, biological process: actin filament bundle assembly. The record is from RefSeq and is a predicted model, not a curated record. The coding region runs from base 220 to 912 and encodes 230 amino acids. Gene Ontology annotation, cellular component: actin cytoskeleton; plasma membrane. Gene Ontology annotation, molecular function: actin filament binding. The transcript is spliced from 5 exons. Lineage: Eukaryota; Viridiplantae; Streptophyta; Magnoliopsida; Solanales; Solanaceae.
AAUUCAAUCAAUUAUUUUCGAAUUAAAAGAAGUUAGUGAUUAGUUAGUUUGUUUGUUUAAUCUGAAUGACCAAGAAGGUUUUUGGCUAGAAAUAAGAAGGAAAAAUAGGAUCAAUUAGAAAUUUUUUUUUCAUCCGUUUCUUAUUGAGAGAAAGUUUUGUUAUUGAGAUUGAGUUACAAGAAAUUAAGGAAGAGAAUUUAAGAAUAGAGGGAGAAGAAAAUGGCAUUCACAGGGACAUUAGAUAAAUGCAAAGCUUGUGAUAAGACAGUUUACUUUGUUGAUUUGUUAUCUGCUGAUGGAGCAAUUUUUCACAAGUCCUGCUUCAAAUGUAGCCACUGCAAAGGAACACUUGUGAUGAGCAACUACUCCUCGAUGGAUGGAGUCCUCUAUUGUAAGCCACAUUUCGAACAACUUUUUAAGGAAUCUGGAAAUUUUAGCAAGAACUUUCAGACCUCUUCAAAGUCUGAGGGGGAAAACUCGUUGAUAAAGGCUCCAAGCAAACUCUCUGCCUUGUUCUCUGGAACCCAAGACAAAUGUGCUGCUUGCAACAAAACUGUUUACCCCCUUGAAAAGGUAAUAAUGGAGGGAAAAGCAUUUCACAAAUCAUGUUUCAAGUGUGCUCAUGGUGGGUGUCCCUUGACUCAUGCAACAUAUGCUGCACUUGAUGGAGUCCUCUAUUGCAAGCACCAUUUUGCUCAACUUUUCAUGGAGAAAGGAAACUACCAACAUGUCCUCAAGGCUGCUACUAACAAGAAGAGUGUCAUGGCACCUGUUGAUGAUGAUACAGAUAAUAAUAAUAAUAAUAAUAAUAAUAAUAAUAAUAAUAAUAAUAAUAAUAAUUCUGCUCAUCAUGAUGACAAGAUAGAUGAUCAUGACCAGCCUGAUAAGGAACCUGAUGAUGAUGAUCAGUAAUCUUGAUUGUCGUCAACAUGUCACAUAAUUUUAUGAAUUAUUUGUUGUGUGUUUUGAAAAAUUUGAAAAUUCUUUGCACUAAAAAUCCAAGUAUUCUUGUUAUCAAAAUUCUUGUUGUAUCAUCUUGAUUAUACAAAAUUCUUUCCUUUUUUUUAAACUUCAAACUUGGUGUCCAGAUUGUAAACAUGUUUGAGAUGUUAUCCAUUUUGAUUAUACAAUGAUUUGUUAGAAAAUAUUCUUUAUAAGGCUUUUAAGACAAGUAGAAGUUGAACACA